AUGCAGGACAUUUUCGGAUCAGUUAGGCGGUCGCUGGUGUUCAAAUCCACCACGACGACUUCAGUGGACGACGGCGGAGGAGGGUUCAGUGGAUUCGUGGAGAAGAUUGGCUCCAGCAUUCGGAAAUCGCGAAUCGGCCUCGCGCUUCCUUCGCCCAGUGGUAGAAAGGGCGAUGCCGAUGCGCCUUCGAUACGAUGGAGGAAGGGGGAAUUGAUUGGUUGUGGUGCGUUUGGUAGGGUUUACAUGGGGAUGAAUCUCGAUUCCGGUGAGCUCCUCGCUGUUAAGCAGGUUUUGAUUGCUGCCACCAGUGCUUCCAAGGAGAAAACCCAGGCUCACAUUAGAGAGCUGGAAGAAGAAGUCAAGUUACUGAAGAACCUUUCCCAUCCCAACAUUGUGAGAUAUCUGGGAACUGUUAGAGAAGACGACUCACUGAAUAUCCUCUUAGAAUUUGUUCCCGGCGGGUCCAUUUCAUCCCUUUUGGGGAAAUUUGGUUCCUUUCCCGAGUCGGUGAUCAGAAUGUAUACAAAACAGCUGUUACUGGGACUUGCAUACCUUCACAACAAUGGUAUUAUGCAUAGGGACAUCAAGGGGGCGAACAUUCUUGUAGAUAACAAGGGUUGCAUUAAACUUGCCGACUUUGGAGCUUCCAAGAAAGUUGUUGAACUGGCUACUAUAAAUGGAGCCAAGUCGAUGAAGGGAACUCCAUAUUGGAUGGCACCGGAAGUUAUCCUCCAGACAGGACACAGCUUCUCUGCUGAUAUAUGGAGUGUUGGAUGUACGGUCAUCGAGAUGGCUACAGGAAAGCCCCCAUGGAGCCAGCAAUAUCAAGAGGUUGCUGCUCUCUUCCAUAUCGGGACGACCAAAUCGCACCCCCCAAUUCCUGAACAUCUCUCUGCUCAGGCUAAAGAUUUUCUAUUAAAAUGUUUACAGAAGGAACCAAACUUUAGAGCCACUGCAUCAGAUUUGCUGCUGCAUCCAUUUGUCACUGAGGAUUAUAACGAAUCUACUCCUCAACUCCGCAGUUCACUCAGGGAAUCAAGAAAUUUGAUGACGAGCACUAUGAACCUUAGGAACUCCAUAAACCCUUCAAUCAGAAGAUCGACCUGUGGAGGCUUAAAGGAUGUUGGUGACAUGGGUGGCAAUAUGAGGUCCUCAAUAAUAUAUCCUGAGAGCACAUCAGGAUCUGGUUCAUACUGGCAUGGCACUUCUAGUUUAGAUGAUGAUAUGUGCCAGAUAGAUGAUAAAGACGAUUUCAUGGUUGUUAGGACAUCGUCGAAGUUCAAGUCUGUCUUUUCUUCUACAGACUUAAACAAGAGUUUCAAUCCAAUGUGUGAGCCAACUGAUGAUUGGCCGACAAUGUCACAUGGAAGUUCAGAAGUGAGGAGAAGCGAACUCCGUUCUAGCCAAUUUAUCAAUGAGGUCGCCAGUAGCAGCCUUGAACUGUCUGGCAAGGAAGGGAAUGAGUUUGCAUUUCCUGGUGGCCCAUUGGGAACUGAGGAUGAUGAAGAACUUACAGAGUCGAAAAUCAGGGCCUUCUUGGAUGAAAAGGCUUUAGAUUUGAAGAAGCUUCAAACGCCUCUGUACAAGGAGUUCUACAGCACAUUGACUGCUAAUGAUCCUCCACCAAGAGUAGCCGGAAAGAAGAACUAUGAGAAUAUGAGGAAUUCUUCAAUCUCCUUAUUACCCCCGAAAAGCAAGUCUCCAAAACAGCUGCCACCGAGCAGAAGACUUUCUUCAGUUGUUGAUGCUCCGACUAGCAGUAGUCCUGGUAUGACUGCAAGUUACAGGGCAAAUGAUAACAGCAUCAUCCACUCUCGAGCUCUACAGGAAAUUCAACCCCCUCAAAUCAGCGAGUGGAAAACGGGCAUCCUUAACGGGGAGCAGCAGGAACCAAUCACUCCAAGCUUCUCUGAGAGGCAAAGAAGGUGGAAGGAGGAGCUUGAUGCAGAGCUCGAACGGAAACGAGAGAUGCUACGUCAAGCUGGUGUGAGCCCGAAGACAUCUUCUCCAAAGGACCACGUUCUUAAUCGACAAAGAUCAGAAAGAAUGAGAUAUCCAUUCCCGGGCAAGUAGGAGCCUUUAUGCACAUUCUUCUCUCAAGAAGCCUGAAGCUUUUUCUCCAUUCGUGGAGUACUGCUGCUCCUGCUUUUGUAUUUAGUAACCUCACAGAAAUGUUGGCCGACGGGGUUUCGGUUGUCCUUGUCUGGUAAGAUAAAGGCUGCACCAACCUUUGUUGCAGAAGGCUGCACCAGGCUGCCUGCCUCAUUGUGUAGUUUCAGCACAGAAGAGCUGGCCGGGAGGGGUAAUAUUUGUAUGCGUAUUUUCUCUCUACCUUGUUGAGAUGGGAUCUGGAAAACCAUAUACAUAAUAUAAAUGAAGUUUUGGAGCUCAAUGAUCCUGUGUUUCAUCUUUUCAAGUCGAAUGUUCUCUACCCAUUUUAUAGACACGCCCAAUUUAGUGAUGCCCAUAUCAAGA
Linum tenue is the source of this 2475-nucleotide messenger RNA. The record is from the annotation of a GenBank genome assembly. NCBI's taxonomy places the organism in Eukaryota, Viridiplantae, Streptophyta, Magnoliopsida, Malpighiales, Linaceae.